Molecule: messenger RNA, 2570 nt
Organism: Tupaia belangeri chinensis (Chinese tree shrew)
Lineage: Eukaryota; Metazoa; Chordata; Mammalia; Scandentia; Tupaiidae
Gene: CYP1A1
Product: cytochrome P450 family 1 subfamily A member 1
Exons: 7
Coding region: 177-1724 (515 amino acids)
Biological process (GO): hormone biosynthetic process; progesterone metabolic process
Molecular function (GO): iron ion binding; steroid 17-alpha-monooxygenase activity; heme binding
Source: RefSeq, a predicted model, not a curated record
CCCGGGAAGGAGGCGUGGCCACCCGUGGUCUAUAAAGGUGGCGGUACCUUCACUGUCACCCUGAAGGUGACAGUUUAUUGGAGCCUUCCUUGGUCAUCCUGGGGUCACCCUUCCAGCGCAGCUCCAACCUCCUCACAGCCUCAGGUCUCUGCACCUCAGGGAGCCCUAAACUCAGCAUGCUUUCUGUGUUUGGACUCCCACUGUCCCUCUCGGCCACGGAGCUCCUCUUGGCCUCCGCCAUCUUCUGCCUGGUGUUCUGGGUGGUCAGGGCCUCGAGGCCUCAGGUCCCCAAGGGCAUGAAGAGUCCCCCGGGGCCGUGGGGCUGGCCCCUGGUCGGGCACAUGCUGUCCCUGGGGAAGAGUCCGCACCUGGCGCUGGCGAAGCUGAGCCGUAGCUACGGCGACGUGCUGCAGAUCCGCCUGGGCUCUACGCCCGUGCUGGUGCUGAGUGGCCUGGACACCAUCCGGCAGGCCCUGGUGCGGCAGGGCGACGACUUCAAGGGUCGGCCUGACCUCCACAGCUUCACGCUCAUCUCUAAUGGCCAGAGCAUGACCUUCAACCCCGACUCGGGGCCCGUGUGGGCUGCCCGCCGGCGCCUGGCCCAGAACGCCCUGAAGAGUUUUUCCAUGGCCUCCGAUCCGGCGUCCUCGUCUUCCUACCUGGAGGAGCACGUGAACAAGGAGGCCGAGUACCUGAUCAGCAAGUUCCAGGAGCUGAUGGCGGGGGCUGGGCGCUUCGACCCCUACAGAUACGUGGUGGUGUCUGUGGCCAACGUCAUCUGUGCCAUGUGCUUCGGGAAGCGCUAUGACCAUGACCACCAGGAGCUGCUCAGCCUCAUUGACCUCAGCAAUGAGUUUGGGGAGGUGACUGCCUCCGGAAACCCAUCUGACUUCUUCCCCAUCCUGCGCUACCUGCCCAACCCGACCCUGGCCGCCUUCAAAAGCCUGAACGAGAAGUUCUUCAGCUUCACCCAGAAGCUGGUCCAGGAGCACUAUGCAACCUUCGCAAAGGGCCACGUCCGGGACAUCACAGACAGCCUGAUCGAGCACUGUCAGGACAAGAAGCUGGACGAGAAUGCCAACAUCCAGCUGUCAGACGAGAAGAUCGUUAACAUUGUCUUGGACCUCUUUGGAGCUGGGUUUGACACCGUCACUACUGCCAUCUCUUGGAGCCUCAUGUACAUGGUGACGAACCCCGGGGUACAGAGAAAGAUCCAGGAGGAGCUGGACACGGUGGUCGGCAGGGCGCGGCGGCCCCGGCUGUCCGACAGACCCCAGCUGCCGUACAUGGAGGCCUUCAUCCUGGAGACGUUCCGGCACUCCUCCUUCGUCCCCUUCACCAUCCCCCACAGCACCACGAGAGACACAAAUCUGAAUGGCUUUUACGUCCCCAAGGGGUGUUGUGUUUUUGUGAACCAGUGGCAGGUCAACCACGAUCCGAAGCUAUGGGGUGACCCCUCCCAGUUCCGGCCCGAACGGUUUCUCACCCCUGAGGGCGGCCUGGACAAGGAGCUGAGUGAGAAGGUGCUCCUCUUCGGCAUGGGCAAGCGGAAGUGCAUCGGGGAGACGAUCGCCCGCCUGGAGGUCUUCCUCUUCCUGGCCAUCCUGCUGCAGCAGGUGGAGUUCAGCGUGCCGCCGGGCGUGGAGGUGGACAUGACUCCCCUGUAUGGGCUGACCAUGAAGCACCCCCGCUGUGAGCACUUCCAAGCCUGGCCGCGCUCGUAAGGGCCUGAGAGCCCGAGGCCUAGACUCUAUCUUCCUGGCCUGCCUGGGCAGCCAGGCUAGGGGCUGGCCAGGGCAGCGUGGUCUAAGAUUCCUCCUGAAAUGCACGGAUGCCGCUCUGGCUGGUUUUCUGCUCUCUGGGCUGCAGGCAAGUCUGAAGGUUCAAGCCUGCCCCUCUCCUUGACUGCCCAUCUGCAAACUGAUCACAGACAGUGGGCAAAGCUCCUGCAUGGAGGAGCUGGUGGAGCUGUCCAAAGCUUGCUUGAGCUAGGAGGCCUGGCUGGGGUAGGAGGUCCCCAGGAUCUAAGAAACUAUGAGGAGCUGACAGCCCCUGGAUGCUGGUGGCCUGGCCUGGAGGGGUACCAGUCUGGCUUAAGAGACAUUUAGUGCAGGCUAGCUAGGACCUUUCCAGCCUCUUCCACGAUUGGGAGCUAUCCUGGAGUGAAGGGAAGAGACGUGGGAUGCUGUUGCAGAGGUGGACUGGCCACUUGAAUGUGGAGGAGGAUCUGACCCCUCACCCCUGUGGGCAGGAACAAACAGGGCUGCCUCCAGGCAUUGUAAGCAUAGUUCCUGUCCAGGAGGGGCUGGGGACCCAAGACCAGGGCUGGGAUGAGGGGUAUUCAGUCCUUCUACUGAUCUCCCUUCUCUACACCCUGUAGUAAAAUAUUGACUUUUAGUGUUUGUACACACCUUUUAAUUUUAGCCUGCACUGUGCUUGCAUUUUGCACUUAUCCUAUUUAAGGGCUGAAGAGCCGUUUAUCUAGUGCAGUAGAGAAAAUUCUAACCCAAGUUUCCAGUAUGUACGAACAUUGUAUCUGAGUUCAAUAAAGAAAUGAUGCAAAAGUCCUA